AUGAAACUUGAUCUGUUUCUAAUUUCCAUGAUAUGCAAAUCUUUCAUCUCAACUUUAGCUGCCGAUUUCUCCGAACGAUGUAAUAUCGAAUGUGAAAAUGGUGGUACGGUAAAUAUGGAUUGCACUUGUCAAUGUGCAUAUGGAUUAGAGGGAAAAAAUUGCGAGCAACUUUCUAGACGAAAACUUUUUACCGAUCAAUCAUGUGGCAUACAUAAUAAAGAACAGGGAACAAUUUCACUAAGCACAUAUCCGGAAGCUCGAAAAGGUGCAACAUUCUGUCAAUGGUUGAUAAAAAGUAAACCGGAAAAGACGAUCGAAUUUUACAUUAACGAUUUGGAUUUAGAUGAUGAUAAUGUUCCACCGGAUCAACCAUGCAAUGAUAUUUUUUAUAUUUGGGGCGCUAAAAGUAUUGCUAAUCCUAUUUUGUGCGUUACAAGAAAUGAUCUGAUCGGUGUACGUUUCGAAAGUGAUUCCGAUUGGUUAUUCAUUGAAUUACGAACAAAUCCAUGGUCAGAGCGAUCACAUCGUGGUCCACGAAUUAAAUAUCGUCAGAUUGAUACACCUUAUCAAAGAUCUUUACGAGCUUUUACAACCGAUGACAUAAUACCAUCAAAUGGUGCCAGUAAUGUAUCGAUAUUUAUUGUCUUACUACUGUUAGCAAUAAACAGAUGA
Molecule: messenger RNA, 672 nt
Organism: Cercopithifilaria johnstoni
Lineage: Eukaryota; Metazoa; Nematoda; Chromadorea; Rhabditida; Onchocercidae
Source: the annotation of a GenBank genome assembly